UGAGGAGAGUUCUGGGAAACUAAACAUGAUGUAUAACGUGUGCGCCCGCAUUCACGUGUAGUGUAGUCUAUCAUAACCAUGGCAGGGAGUGUGAGGAGACCGGAGCAGACUGGACCCGCAGAACUGUUUUACAAUGAAGCUGAAGCUAGAAAAUACACCCACAACUCCCGUAUUAUAGAGAUUCAGUCCCAGAUGUCGGAGCGUGCUGUGGAGCUCCUGUGCCUACCUGAGGAUCAGCCCUGCUAUCUUCUGGAUGUCGGCUGUGGCUCUGGUCUGAGUGGAGACUACAUAUCCGAGCAGGGGCAUCACUGGGUUGGAAUUGACAUCAGCACAGCCAUGUUGGAUGUGGCAGUAGAGCGUGAAGUAGAGGGGGACUUGAUCCAUGGGGAUAUGGGGCAGGGUAUUCCAUUCCGGCCUGGAACAUUUGACGGGUGCCUCAGUAUUUCUGCUCUGCAGUGGCUCUGUAAUGCCGAUAAGAAGACCCACAAUCCUCCGCGACGGCUCUUUCGCUUCUUCUCUACUCUUUACUCUGCACUGGCCCGGGGGGCUCGUGCAGUCCUGCAGUUGUAUCCUGAGAAUGGAGAGCAGCUAGAACUAGUAACGGCUCAGGCGAUGAGAGCUGGAUUUACUGGUGGCAUGAUAGUGGACUAUCCUAACAGCAGCAAGGCUAAAAAGUUUUUCUUGUGCCUGUUUGCUGGUGUAUCUGGAGUGUUGCCUAAGGGUCUGGGAGAAGAGUCCGCAGGACAAGUAUCAAGACAUCAGGCAACAUUUACAAAUGAAAGGUUACGAUUUAAAAACGUCCGAGGGAAAUCGGUGAAGAAAAGCAGAGACUGGGUACUGGAGAAGAAGGAACGACGUAGACGACAAGGAAAGGAAGUUCGUCCAGAUACAAAGUUUAGUGGACGCAAGAGAAGACCUCAUUUUUAGCGCCCAUUCAGUGACUCUUUUCCUUGUGGGAAGACUUUGCAAUGUGCUGCAUACGAUAGACUGUACGUUGUCUCUAUUCUAUGGAGUUGAAGUGCCUUCGAUAAAAUUAUCUUGGACACCUCCCUGCAAAUCAAAUGUCAAGCUAAAACUAUAGACAACGAGUGUAUUGAUUAAACCUUUAUAGGCCACUG
Messenger RNA from Bufo bufo (common toad), 1118 nucleotides. RefSeq names its product BUD23 rRNA methyltransferase and ribosome maturation factor (gene BUD23). The coding region runs from base 79 to 927 and encodes 282 amino acids. Lineage: Eukaryota; Metazoa; Chordata; Amphibia; Anura; Bufonidae. The transcript has 12 exons. The record is from RefSeq and is a predicted model, not a curated record. Gene Ontology annotation, cellular component: nucleolus. Gene Ontology annotation, molecular function: rRNA (guanine) methyltransferase activity. Gene Ontology annotation, biological process: rRNA (guanine-N7)-methylation.